AUGGGAGGUCUGUUGAGUCUGUUCUCUUCAGUGCCAAACCCCGAGCAGAAUCAACGAAACGAGCCCUGCGAAGAGAGCAGGCCACGCGAAGAGAGCCGCAGAGAAGAAGCAAGCGAAAGAGCGCGUGAGGCUCGAAGGAAAUAUCUUGAGCAAGUGCGGGCGGGCGCGCAGGCACCUUUGCUGCGGACGAGCUCGCAGAGCGUGCAGAGCCCUUCAAUUCCUGCUUCUGGUGGUUCCUUUCACUAUGCUGUAGUGGACUAUGCCGAUGCCAUGGUCCAUGGCGCGCGGCUGUCCCAGAUGGAAUGCCGACGCAACUUCUAG
This is a messenger RNA of Durusdinium trenchii, 321 nucleotides long. NCBI's taxonomy places the organism in Eukaryota, Dinophyceae, Suessiales, Symbiodiniaceae. The record is from the annotation of a GenBank genome assembly.